Messenger RNA from Knipowitschia caucasica, 2751 nucleotides. Lineage: Eukaryota; Metazoa; Chordata; Actinopteri; Gobiiformes; Gobiidae. The record is from the annotation of a GenBank genome assembly.
AUGGAGCAGUGUGAGAGCGCGGCUGCUCUGCUGGAGUCAGUCAGGGAGCAGGAGGUGCAGUUUGAGCAGCUGAGCCGGGCCCUGGAGGAGGAGAGGAGGAGAGUGGGGCUCCCCGCCACCAGCCCCUCCGCCAUGGGCCUCUCUCUGCCCCACAAGCAGAACGGGCGCUUGUGUGAUGCAGACAUUGAGCGCUUAAAACUGACUGACCCAUACUUAAACGGCACACAGUACAGGAUGGUGGACCCUGCACACAACUCUGUUGAUGACGGCUACACACCAGAAGAUGACUCCCACGAGGCCCAUUCUGUUUUCUCCGAUGAAGGAACAGCCCGGCGACAAGAUAAUGGGUUGAAAAAGCCAAUGUCGCGCACCGUCAUGCCGUCAGACUCCAUGUCCAUUGAUGGAGGUCUUACCAUGCCAGGGAUGGGAGUGUACAGUGCCACGUUGGACCGGUCCUACAGACAGAUCGGGGUUUCAGACUACCCCACCGCCACUGUCCCCAGAAACUACCACUACGCCCCCGUUGGGGGUUAUGAAGACUACAGGGCAGCCCCACCUUCAGAGGCGUACACCAGUUUAAGCAGAGGCUCACACAUGGACGAACGUUACAGGCCUGUUGAUGGCUACAGAACCUUGGACUCUGGUUACCGGGCGCCGAGCCGGCAGCAGAUGGAUCCUUACGCCGCUCAGCCUCAAGUGAGCCGAGGGAUGAGGGGCAUGGGCUCUGCCAUGGACAUGAGGUAUGGCCAUGGGCACUACGGGCUGGAGGACGACCAACGCAGUGUGGGCUAUGAUGACUACGGCAUGGGACCCCCGCCCAUGCACCCCGGAGGCUAUGGGACCAUGCCUCGCCUCGGAGCAGGCCCCGGAGGCAUGGACAGGAGGAGAUUGAGGAGCUGUGAAGACACCUUAGACAGUGAUGUUGGAAUGGACCCUUACGCCUGGGGAGUCCCUAUGACGCUAGAUAGAGGCAGCAUGGCGUCUCUGGACAGCACACUGAGAAAGGGUCCUCCCGGUUCUUGGAGACAACCCGAGCUGCCUGAGGUCAUCGCCAUGUUGAGCUAUCGCCUCGAUCCUGUCAAGACAAACGCUGCAGCCUUUCUCCAGCAUCUCACGUUUAAAAAUGAUAAGGUCAAGUCAGAAGUACGUCGAUUGAAAGGUAUUCCAGCACUGGUGUCACUGCUGGACCACCCCAACAAGGAGGUGCACCACUCUGCCUGUGGGGCACUGAAGAAUAUUUCUUAUGGGCGGGACCCAGACAACAAAAUUGCAAUAAAGAAUUGUGAUGGAGUCCCAGCUUUGACUCGAUUACUUAGAAAAACACGUGACCAAGACCUUACAGACACCAUCACCGGCACUUUGUGGAACCUCUCAUCGCACGACGCUGUAAAGAUGGAGAUUGUUGACCAUGCUCUCCAUGCUCUGGCUGAUGAGGUAGUUGUGCCACACUCAGGCUGGGAGCGUGGAGGGAGUGGAGGAGAAGAGAGCUGUAAACCGCGGCACCUGGAGUGGGAGACGGCCUUGACAAACACUGCCGGCUGCCUUCGGAAUGUGAGUUCAGAACGAAGCGAGGCUCGGCGGAAACUACGAGAGUGCUCCGGUUUGGUGGAUUCGCUCAUGUACAUAGUUCAGUCACAGAUCAACCGCAAAGAUGUAGAUAAUAAGCUGGUAGAGAACUGCGUCUGCCUCUUGAGGAACCUGUCCUAUCAGGUCCACAGAGAAAUCCCGGGUUGUGAGCGCUACUUCGACAACACGCCCCUGAGCCAAGGCGGCGCACACGGCCCCAACAAAGGCGGCUGUUUUGGCUCUCGAAAAAGCAAAGACGAGUGGUUUUCAAAAGGAAAGAAAGACGGAGAUGAUGGAAGUUCGGACCAAGUUGACAUUCCAAAGAGGACAACGCCUGCCAAAGGAUAUGAGCUUUUGUAUCAGCCUGAAGUGGUGCGAGUUUACACUUCGCUUCUCAAAGAAAGCAAAAAUCCAUCAGUCCUGGAGGCAGCAGCUGGUGCCAUUCAAAACUUGUGCGCUGGGCGAUGGACGUAUGGGAGAUAUAUUCGAGCUACGGUGCGUCUUGAGAAGGGUCUGCCGAUAAUGGCAGAGUUGCUGGCCCAUGGCAAUGACCGCGUGGUUCGAGCCAUGUCUGGAGCUCUGAGAAACCUUGCCAUUGAUGGGCGGAAUAGCGAACUACUAGGUUUACAUGCAGUGCCUCAUCUUGUGGCCAAUCUCCCUGGAGGCCAAAGUCAGUCGGGGCGCGUUCUUUCAGAGGAGACUGUGGUGUCUGUACUGAGCACUCUGGCUGAAGUCCUGGGGAAUCGACUGGAAGCAGCGAAGACCCUUCGAGCUACGCAGGGCAUCGAAAGGCUGGUGCUUAUCAACAAAGACGGGAAACGUUCUGAGCGUGAGGUGCGAGGGGCCGGGCAGGUGCUGCAGCUCAUCUGGGCUCAUAAGGAGCUCCGUCGGGCGCUGGAGAAGGACGGCUGGAAGAAGACAGACUUCAUGGUGAACCUGAACUCCUCAGUCAGCACUAAUGGCCCCAGCAGCCACGCCAACGGCACCUAUGAGGACAGCACAACGCCACUGCUCGACAGAGGUGAGAAGAGAAAUAUGAUUCCUCUUAAUAAUCUUGGCCCUGAAGCCUACACUACACUGGACCAGAGGAAACGCACUCUGGACGACACUGCUGCCACUUUACCACGAGGGGUCUAUGGGGUCAGAAAAGGCUCCUUGCCCCUGUUGGACUCCUACGAUGGUUAG